AUGAAUUUUAAUAUUAAGCGGGUGUUUUCUAAUCAAUUAUGUGAAUAAAAUCAAUUGGUUAUUGUUUUUGGAUAAGUCAUAAAUAGCUCCAAAAUCACACCUCAGCAAUAUUGCCUUACUAUAACAGAUAACUUUGGUAAUCUAGAGUUUUGGUGGCAUCAUGAUAUUUCAAUUGGUAUUUAUGUUGAAGUUUUUGGUACAUAUUAACAGAAGAUUUAUAAUGAUAUUAAAUUUAAUAAGAUAUAUGCCAAAAGAAUCAGUAUUCUAUUUAAUAAUAUAUAGAAAUAUUCGAGUCAUCAAAUAACUACAUGCUAUGUUUUUUAGAAACUAUUUUUGAGUAAAAGAAAGAAUAAUAAUAAGAGUAACAGUAAUAAUUUACGAAGCAAAUUUAGGUUAUAGAACACUCUAAAGAACUCACAACUGAAAUAGCAGUUUACUACUUAAAAUUGAUUGGAGGUAAAUAUUUAAAGAAUGCUGAAAUAAAAGAUGAUUAUUUAGUUAAUUUUAAAGGGGAGGAAUUUGAGGAUAUGAUAUAUUCAAAAGAGGAAUUGAAAAUGUCAAUUCAGAUUUUAUAAAGUGUUGGUAUUUUUAAUGGAAAUGUUGUUUGUAAAUAAGAAUUUUUUAACAUUAUUAACUUAGUAAAGAGUAUUUUAAGCGAUGGAAAAGCACUUAAAAUUAAGGAAUGUACAAAAAAAAUAAAUGAUUAUUAUCUAUUUAAAGGAUAUUAAUUGUUUACAGAUGAGAUAUCUGUUUGCAUUUUUAAUUUAUUUCUCUUGAAUUAUAUGUGCAUUUAAGAUUCAAGCAAUACAAUAAUGAUUAGAAAAUGA
Messenger RNA from Paramecium pentaurelia, 827 nucleotides. The record is from the annotation of a GenBank genome assembly. NCBI's taxonomy places the organism in Eukaryota, Ciliophora, Oligohymenophorea, Peniculida, Parameciidae.